Molecule: messenger RNA, 603 nt
Organism: Trypanosoma theileri
Lineage: Eukaryota; Euglenozoa; Kinetoplastea; Trypanosomatida; Trypanosomatidae
Product: ankyrin
Exons: 1
Coding region: 1-603 (200 amino acids)
Molecular function (GO): protein binding
Source: RefSeq, a predicted model, not a curated record
AUGGGUACUGAUGCGGACUUUUUCAGGGCUGUGGAGCGGCGGGACGCGGAUCUGCUACGUCGUCUCAUUGCGGAAGGGCACAAUGUCAAUGUGCGUGGGAGCCGCAACCGCACGCCGCUGCUGAUGUGCGUGUGGGAGGACUACGCCGAGGGGGCGCGGCUGCUGCUUGAGGCGGGGGCCGAUGUGAAUGCCCUCGACGACCUGCACGACUCGCCGUUCCUCCUCGCCGGGGCGGAGGGGCGGACGGCCAUCAUGCGGGAUAUCCUCCGACUCGGCAAGCCGGACAUGGCGCUCCGCAACCGCUUCGGCGGCUCCGCCCUCAUCCCCGCCUGCGAGCGCGGUCACGUGGAGAUUGUGGAGAUGCUCAUCGACGCCGGCGUGGACGUGGACCACGUAAACAACUUUGGCUGGACGGGGCUGCUCGAGGUGAUAGAACUCGGCGGAGACGACUUGGACCACGUGAAGAUUACAAAGGCACUCAUCGACGCCGGCGCAGAUGUUAAUUUGGCCGACAACAAAGGCAAUACACCACUUCACUUGGCAAGGAAGCACAAAUUGAGGCGCGUCGCUAAACUUAUCGAAGACGCUGGAGGACAUGAGUGA